AUGUCCGCGGAUCUAAGGUUUGACGGCCAGGUCGUCGUCGUGACCGGUGCUGGCGGUGGCCUCGGCAAGGCCUACGCUACCUUCUUCGCCUCUCGAGGAGCCAGCGUCGUCGUCAACGACUUGGGCGGUUCUUUCAAGGGUGAGGGCAACUCUUCAAAGGCUGCCGAUGUUGUUGUCAACGAGAUCAAGGCUGCCGGCGGCAAGGCCGUUGCCAACUACGAUUCCGUCGAGAACGGCGAGCGCAUCAUCGAGACCGCCAUCAAGGCUUUCGGCCGCGUCGACGUGUUGAUCAACAACGCCGGUAUCCUCCGCGAUAUCAGCUUCAAGAACAUCAAGGAUGAGGACUGGGACCUCAUCAUCAAGGUCCACGUCAAGGGCUCCUACAAGUGCGCCAAGGCUGCUUGGCCCUACUUCAGGAAGCAGAAGUAUGGCAGGGUCAUCAACACUGCCUCUGCUGCCGGUCUCUUUGGCAGCUUCGGCCAGACCAACUACUCUGCUGCCAAGCUCGGUCUCGUCGGUUUCACUGAGACCCUUGCCAAGGAGGGCAUCAAGUACAACAUUCUCGCCAACGCCAUUGCUCCCAUUGCUGCCAGCCGCAUGACCGAGACUGUUAUGCCUCCCGAUGUGCUCCAGAACCUCAAGCCCGACUGGGUUGUUCCCAUCGUCGCCUGCCUCGUCCACCCCUCCAACACCACCGAGACCGGCUCCAUCUUCGAGGCUGGCGCCGGCCACGUCGCCAAGCUCAGGUGGGAGCGAUCCAGCGGUCUUCUUCUCCGCCCCGAUGAGACCUACACCCCCGGUGCCAUCCUUAAGCAGUGGAACAAGGUCACCGACUUCUCCAACCCCCAGCACCCCACCGGCCCUAACGACUUCCUCACCCUCCUCGAGGAUGCCGUGAAGCUCGGACCCAGCCCUGCCGGUGAGAAGCUCGACUUCACCGGCCGUGUCGCCCUCAUUACUGGAGGUGGCGCUGGUAUCGGUCGUGCCUACGCCUUGGCCUUCGCCAAGCACGGUGCUUCCGUCGUUGUCAACGAUCUCGUCAACCCCGACGAUGUCGUCAACGAGAUCAAGAAGCUCGGUGGCAAGGCCGCUGGUGUCAAGGCCUCUGCUGAGGACGGUGAGGCCGUCGUCAAGGGCGCCAUCGACGCCUUCGGCCGCAUUGACAUCGUUGUCAACAACGCCGGUAUCCUCCGUGACAAGGCCUUCACCAACAUGACUGAUGACCUCUGGGACCCCGUCAUCAACGUUCACCUCCGUGGUACCUACAAGGUUACCAAGGCCGCUUGGCCCUACUUCCUUAAGCAGAAGUAUGGUCGUGUCAUCAACACCACCUCUACCAGCGGUAUCUACGGUAACUUCGGACAGGCCAACUACGCCGCUGCUAAAGCCGGUAUCCUUGGUUUCUCCAGGGCGCUCGCUCUUGAGGGCGCCAAGUACAACAUCUACGUCAACACCAUUGCCCCCAACGCCGGUACCGCCAUGACCAAGACCAUUCUCCCCGAGGAGCUCGUCCAGGCCUUCAAGCCCGACUACAUCGCGCCCUUGGUCCUCGCCCUCGCCAGCGACAAGGUCCCCAACCCCACCGGUGGCCUCUACGAGGUCGGCAGCGGUUGGUGCGGCCAGACCAGGUGGCAGCGAACCGGCGGACACGGCUUCCCCGUCGACGUCACCCUGACCCCCGAGGAGGUCCUCAAGUACUGGAAGGACAUUGUCACCUUUGACGAGAGGGCGGACCACCCCGAGAAGGGCCAGGAUGGCUUGAAGAAGAUCAUGGCCAACAUGGAGAACAAGAAGAACAAGGCCGGCUCUGGCGACAAUCAGUACCUUAAGGCCAUCGCAGAGGCCAAGCAGGCCAAGGCCAAGGGCACCGAGUUCACGUACGAGGAGCGCGACGUAAUGCUCUACAACUUGGGCAUCGGCUCCAAGCGCACCGAUCUUAAAUAUGUCUAUGAGGGUUCCGAGGACUUCCAGGCCCUCCCCACCUUCGGUGUCAUUCCCCCCUUCAACGCCGAAUCCCCCUACAACCUCGAUGACCUCGUGCCCAACUUCUCGCCCAUGAUGCUCCUGCACGGCGAGCAGUUCCUCGAGAUCAAGAAGUACCCCAUCCCCACCUCAGGCACCCUCGUCUCGUACCCCAGGCUCCUCGAGGUUGUCGACAAGGGCGCCGCCGCUAUCGUCAGGACGGGCAUCACCACCGUCAACAAGGCCACGGGUGAGGACGUAUUCUACAACGAGAUGACCGUCUUCCUCCGAGGCUGCGGAGGCUUCGGCGGGCCCAAGAAGGCCGAGGAUAGGGGCGCCAGCACGGCGGCGAACGCGCCGCCUAAGAGGUCGCCUGACGCUGUUGUUGAGGAGAAGACUACCGAGGAGCAGGCUGCCAUUUACAGGCUGAGCGGAGAUUACAACCCUCUGCACAUUGACCCUGGUUUCGCCAAGAUGGGCGGAUUCAAGGUCCCUAUCCUUCACGGUCUUUGCUUCUUCGGCAUUGCUGGAAAGGCUGUCUACGAGCGAUUCGGCCAGUUCAAGAACAUCAAGGUCCGCUUCGCCGGCACCGUCCUCCCCGGCCAGACCGUCGUGACGGAGAUGUGGAAAGAGGGCAACAAGGUCAUCUUCCAGACCAAGGUCAAAGAGACUGGAAAACUUGCCAUUGGAGGUGCCGCUGUUGAGCUCGUUUAA
This is a messenger RNA of Scedosporium apiospermum, 2676 nucleotides long. RefSeq names its product 3-hydroxyacyl-CoA dehydrogenase. The coding region runs from base 1 to 2676 and encodes 891 amino acids. Gene Ontology annotation, molecular function: oxidoreductase activity. The record is from RefSeq and is a predicted model, not a curated record. Lineage: Eukaryota; Fungi; Ascomycota; Sordariomycetes; Microascales; Microascaceae. The transcript is spliced from 10 exons.